Messenger RNA from Lates calcarifer (barramundi perch), 2732 nucleotides. It is a transcript of the gene paip2b, whose product is annotated as poly(A) binding protein interacting protein 2B. The record is from RefSeq and is a predicted model, not a curated record. Lineage: Eukaryota; Metazoa; Chordata; Actinopteri; Centropomidae. Gene Ontology annotation, cellular component: cytoplasm. Gene Ontology annotation, biological process: negative regulation of translational initiation. Gene Ontology annotation, molecular function: mRNA regulatory element binding translation repressor activity. The transcript is spliced from 4 exons. Bases 253 to 648 code for a protein of 131 amino acids.
ACGACACAACGUUUUUCAGCCUCAACGUUUUGGUAGAAAAAAACUGUGGAUUUAUUCGCUUUUUAGCCAAUAACGCGAGCAAACCGACAAAGGAAACAAGUGUUUGUUUAACGUAUAGAAGAUUAUUAGAAGAAUUUCUUUACUGUGUGGUUUUCUUGUGACAUCCGGGACCGGAAAAGAGCCGUUUUCCCCCCUUCAGCUGGUCUGCGGAUUCCCCACUAUUUGCAGUAGAAGUUGUGUGAGCCGGCUGAGAUGAGCGGUCCAGAGGUGGCCAAGACACCGGGAGGCGGCGCUCCGGGCAAAGAGGGAAAGGAGCCGGUGGCCAAUGGGCACGCAGGAGAGGGCAGCGACGCCAACCCAUUCGCUGAAUACAUGUGGAUGGAGAAUGAGGAGGAGUAUAACAGACAGGUGGAGGAGGAGCUGUUGGAACAGGAAUUCCUAGAGCGCUGCUUCCAGGAAAUGCUGGAGGAGGAGGACCAGGACUGGUUCAUCCCUUCGCGUGACCUCAACAACCAGGGGGUGGGGCAGCUGCAGCAGCAGCUCAACAGCCUGUCCGUCAGCGAUCACCACAGCAACCUGGAGGAAGUGGCGAGGAAGAGCAUCUUGAAUCCCGAAGCGAAGGAGUUCGUUCCGGGGAAGAAAUACUAGGAGUCCCCCUCACCCCCAUGGAGCCUCCACGCGCACCCAAACACACAUACACACCAGUCCUCACAUAUUCUCAGAGACUCUGGCGGCCAUGACCGCGCACACACUGAUUCUCACACACACACACACACACACACACACACACACACACACACCACUUGAAGUUAGUGGCGUGCUGGCAGGCCCAGUCGGGGGGUGGGGGGAUUUCUUUUUCUUUCUCUCUCUUUUCUUUGUUUCUUUAAUCUUUUUAUUUCCUGUUUGUUUCUUGUAAACUGAGGGACAUUGGGAACAGGGGUGGGGGAGGGGUGUAAUACCAGCACCGCCCCACUGCGGGCGCUAGCUCAUCAUUGCAUUUCAGACGAUACUGUUGAUGUUUGCAGAGUAUGCAGAUCUCAUCGAAGUCCCCUUUUGAACUGAGGCAGCUACCUAGGAGUGAUGCCAGGACAAAACGUAUAAAAUCUAAAACAUCUGAUAAACUUAAAAUGACUUCUCAUACGUGUUACUUAACUUGUCAAAUUGGAAAAAACGACACCGCCUUGCAUUAAGCUGAAGGUUUCCGUGACGAUGUUAGAGAGGGAUUAACACUUCAGGGGGCUUGAUGGGCGUCUGCCACUGCUCUGUAGAGUCAUCAGCCAAUCAGACCCGUUACCGUUUGCUCCAAUGAUGUCAUAAGAUCCCUGUGACAUCACAGCUCUUGUGCAUCUAGAGAUGCGGGUUGUUAUUUGUAUCCGCAGCGGCUCCGUUCCAAACCAAAUACAGACCCCACCCUCCCCGCACACUCGUGUGAUCAGUGAUCAGAACAGACAUGGACAGGCGUAAUCAUGGAUGAAUUAUUAUUUUUCCCAAUUUAUGUGGAAGUCCAUGUUUAUCUUUUGUCCAGCUUUAUAAGAACAGAGGUGUGAGUUCCCCAAUCAUGCAUCACGUCGUGUUUAGUGAGAAAAAUCUUAUUCUAAAGUCAGAGCUUUUUGAACUGUCACAAACUCAGUUGUCGUCAUUUUUCUGUUCACCGUUUGUCUUUGGUUCAUUUGGAUUCAUGACAUACGCUGAACAACCUCGUCACAGGGGGGUGUUUGGUCUGGAACACAGCCACUGCCUCUUUCUGCCGCAACAACUUGGUUUGUCCAGCAUCAGAUCAAGUGUCCAUAUCCAAAUCAGGUUUUCAAAUAGCCUCUCCUCCUCUUUUUUUUCUUUUUUUCUUCAUGUUUUUGAGGAUGAGGCGUUUUGUGUCUCUACUGGGUAUAGUAGCCUGUGGUGUCCAUUCAGUCCUGUUAGUAGGAGGAAACAUGAGGAGACAGUAUUGUCACAGCCAGUCAGAAUAAAGCAGUAUGGAACAUGUGGCCGACACUAUGGCCUCCUUGAUGUUCUUCUCUUUGUAGGUUGACUCUCUUGAGGAAGUUUUUCUGUUUAACCAUUGAUUUCUGUUGUGGUCUGGUUUUCCCUGAAGCAUCGCCCUGUAGUACAAGUAUAAUAUCUUUCAAGUUGUGAACCAGUAGGAAAAAGUUGUUUAUGUGAAAGUAACUUUCAGGAAACCCAGAUUGUUAUUAACAGUAAUCAUUAAUUACUGAAUUGAAUUUUUUCUUAGUCUCAGCCAGCUCGGCUUGAAAAUUUGGAGGCAGUAUUGUCACAAGAGCAAAUUUUGUGACGUGAAAAACCAAUCAUGCCACAGUUCAUUUGUGGUAUUAACAGUGACAAUGUCUUGUUCUAUUUUUACUUGUAGACACUUCUGCACUUGUACUUGCGUUUAGCAUCUGACAGGCAAAGGCACAUCUGUCCAUCUGUGCAGCUUUUAGAGUUCAGCCUAUCCGAGUACUCAAGUGUGUUCUCAAACCGUUCAGUGGAGAGCGUGAAAAUGUGGUUAAAAGGAAACUUCCUCACAGUGUUGGACCACAGCUGUCGAAAUGGCACCCUGGUGAAGCCAAUAGGAAUGUCCGCCAGGUGGAUUGUACAACAUGAAAUCAUUUUUGGUGAUUUUGUUUGAGUUAGAUGACAGAAGCCGUUUAAGAAAAAGAGGUCCAGAAGACACAGAGUAUGAAUUUCAAUACAAAUAAAAAUAAUGAAAAAAGACGAAUAAAGAUAUUAAAGACAAA